Oncorhynchus masou masou (cherry salmon) is the source of this 1704-nucleotide messenger RNA. RefSeq names its product neuronal acetylcholine receptor subunit alpha-7-like. Gene Ontology annotation, cellular component: plasma membrane; acetylcholine-gated channel complex; neuron projection. The coding region runs from base 1 to 1704 and encodes 567 amino acids. The record is from RefSeq and is a predicted model, not a curated record. Gene Ontology annotation, molecular function: acetylcholine-gated monoatomic cation-selective channel activity; acetylcholine binding; acetylcholine receptor activity. Gene Ontology annotation, biological process: monoatomic ion transmembrane transport; synaptic transmission, cholinergic; regulation of membrane potential. The transcript is spliced from 11 exons. NCBI's taxonomy places the organism in Eukaryota, Metazoa, Chordata, Actinopteri, Salmoniformes, Salmonidae.
AUGAGGCAGUCUGUGGCUAUCUGUCUGUUUGGACUCUCAGCUCUGCUCCACGUAUCUGAGCAGGGUCCCCACCAGCGUAAUCUAUUGAGGGAGCUACUGAGGGACUAUAACCGUAUGGAGAGACCUGUUGCCAACGACUCUCUACCACUCACUGUCCGAUUCUCCUACACUCUCUUACAAGUCAUGAAUGUGGAUGAGAAAAACCAGAUCCUCACCACUAAUGCCUGGCUUCAGAUGCAAUGGUUUGACCACUACCUUCAGUGGAACCAGUCAGAGUACCCUGGAGUGAAAACCCUUCGCUUCACUACUGACCAGGUCUGGAUACCUGAUAUACUACUGUACAACAGUGCUCAUGAUAAGUUUGAUGCCACCUUUAAGAGCUAUGUGCUGGUCAACUCCAGUGGAUUCUGUGAGUACCUACCUCCAGGUAUUUUCAGCAGUGCGUGUAAUGUGGACGUGCGUUGGUUUCCAUUUGACAUCCAACGGUGUGAGCUGAAGUUUGGCUCGUGGACGUUUGACGGCUGGCUGCUGGAUCUCCAGAUGCAGGAGGCUGACCUGUCAGGAUACAUGUCCAAUGGAGAGUGGGACCUGCUGGGUGUACCAGGUGAUCGUCAUGAGAUAUUUUAUGAGUGCUGUACAGAGCCCUACUCUGACGUGACCUUUGUGGUGACACUACGACGGAGAACUCUGUUCUACGCUCUCAACCUCCUCGUCCCCUGUGUUCUCAUCUCCUCCUUGACACUGCUGUUGUUCAUACUGCCAGCAAGAUCGGGGGAGAAGAUCGGUCUGGGCAUUACAGUUCUUCUCUCUCUGACUGUCUUCAUGUUGCUGGUGGCUGAGAUUAUGCCAGCUACCUCAGACUCCAUACCAUUGAUAGGUCAGUAUUUUGUGAGUACCAUGGUAACCGUAGGGAUGUCAGUGGUGGCGACUGUAGUUGUACUUCAGUACCAUCACCACGACCCCAACAGUGGAGACAUGCCUCAAUGGGUUGAGUUGGUUCUACUCCAGUGGGUUCCCUGGUUUCUGAGGAUGAAGCGUCCAGGAGAGUGGGGUGAGCUCACACCCCACCACAGCCCCUCCAACCCCCAGACCAAGACCUGCUUCUCUCCCCCUACCACCACCACCACCACCACCACCCCAGCCCCCUCCACCCUCCCCCAGAGCCUCACCUCUCUGCAGGCCAGUCUAAGCCAGCUCCGCCCCCACCCUCAGCCAAAUGGACACCGGCCCUACAUUGGCUUCCAGAAUCCUAUUGAACCAGACCCUGCUGUCACCUGGAGAGGAGGAGGAAGAAGGGGUUCUGACACCCUAAUCCUCCACCACCACCCACCCUCCUCCACAAUGUUUGGUAGUCCCCCUCCACAACCCCCCACAUCUCUGGACCCUGACCCCUCAGGCUCCAGCUGUGUGGAGGCUGGGGCUGGAGCAGUCGAAGCGGGCACUUGCCAUGCCCAGGCCAGGGUGUUCCAGGCUGGGGUUGUGGAGGCCCAGCUCCAGGCCCUGCUGGAGGAAGUGCAGUUCCUGGCCAAUCGUUUCCGUGAGCAGGACCGCAGGGUGAGCGUGGCGGAGAAGUGGCAGUUUGCAGCGGCGGUCAUCGACCGUCUGUGUCUGGUGGGGUUCAGUGUGUUCAACAUCAUUUGUACCAUCACCAUCCUCAUGGCCGCACCCAACUUUGUGGAAGCCGCCUCCAAGGACUUCUUCUGA